Molecule: messenger RNA, 1498 nt
Organism: Micropterus dolomieu (smallmouth bass)
Lineage: Eukaryota; Metazoa; Chordata; Actinopteri; Centrarchiformes; Centrarchidae
Product: pre-mRNA-splicing factor SLU7-like
Biological process (GO): mRNA splicing, via spliceosome
Cellular component (GO): spliceosomal complex
Molecular function (GO): pre-mRNA 3'-splice site binding
Source: RefSeq, a predicted model, not a curated record
AGAAAGGACGUGACGUAGCUGUAGUGGAUGUAAAAUGGCGACGGUCGUGUGUUAGGUGAAAACACAACGGACGAGCGCAAACUCAGAGCUAGAUACAGAGGAAAUUAUCGUUUCUACAAGGGAAAUAUUAACCGCUGUGGUAUUUGUUGGAUCUCACUAAGGUUCAGUCAUGACCGAGCAGCCUGACGCCAAUGUUGGCGUUAGCCAGGAGGGGAUCGUGGGCCUGGAUGAGCCCAAGAAGAUGACCAGGGAGGACUGGAGGAAGAAGAAGGAGCUGGAGGAGCAGAGGAAGCUCGGAAACGCUCCAGCUGAGGUGGACGAGGAGGGCAAGGACAUUAACCCUCACAUCCCACAGUACAUUUCAUCAGUGCCAUGGUAUGUUGACCCAUCCAAAAGGCCCACACUAAAGCAUCAGAGACCACAGUCUGAAUGUCAGAAGCAGUACUCAACCAUUGGAGAGUGGUACAAGAGAGGAGUGCAAGAGAAUACUGUCACCACUAAAUUUCGUAAGGGAGCCUGUGAAAACUGUGGUGCGUUGACACACAAGAAGAAGGACUGCUUGGAGAGACCCAGAAAAGUUGGCGCAAAGUUCACAGGCACAGGCAUAGCUCCAGAUGAACACAGUCAGAUACAGCUUGAACUGGACUAUGACGGGAAGCGUGACCGCUGGAACGGGUAUGACCCAGAGGAACACCAGCGCAUCGUGGAAGAGUACGCCAAAGUUGACCUGGCCAAGAGGACACUGAAGGCACAUAAGCUUCAGGAUGAGCUGGCCUCUGGAAAACUGGACCAAUCUGAGCGGGAACAUGACAGCGAGGAUGAGGAUGAAGAUAAAUACGCAGAUGACAUUGACAUGCCUGGUCAGAACUUUGACUCCAAGAGGCGAAUCACUGUUAGGAAUCUGCGUAUCAGAGAAGACACGGCUAAAUACUUGAGGAAUUUGGAUCCAAAUUCAGCAUACUAUGAUCCAAAGACUCGAGCUAUGAGAGAGAACCCGUACUCCAACACUGGCAUGAACCCUGACGAAGUCGGGUAUGCUGGAGACAACUUUGCUCGCUAUUCUGGGGCCACGAUCACCAUGGCUCAAACACAGUUGUUUGCCUGGGAGGCCUAUGAGAGAGGCUCUGAGGUGCAUCUGCAGGCUGACCCCACCAAGCUGGAGCUGCUUCACAAGUCCUUUAAGGUCAAGAAGGAGGACUUUAAAGAAAAACAGAGGGAUAGCAUCCUGGAGAAGUAUGGAGGUGAAGAACACUUAAAUGCACCGCCACGGGAGCUGUUGUUGGCCCAGACGGAGGACUACGUGGAGUACUCUCGUCACGGCGCUGUACUGAAGGGACUUGAGAAGGCCGUGGCUCGCUCCAAGUAUGAGGAGGACGUGCUCAUCAACAACCACACUUGCAUUUGGGGCUCCUUCUGGAAAGAUGGCUUCUGGGGAUACAAGUGCUGUCACUCCAUGGUCAAACAGAGUUACUGCACAGGAGAGUCUGGAAUUGAAAUA